Molecule: messenger RNA, 3425 nt
Organism: Branchiostoma floridae (Florida lancelet)
Lineage: Eukaryota; Metazoa; Chordata; Leptocardii; Amphioxiformes; Branchiostomatidae
Product: cytosolic endo-beta-N-acetylglucosaminidase-like
Exons: 13
Coding region: 63-2177 (704 amino acids)
Biological process (GO): protein deglycosylation
Cellular component (GO): cytoplasm
Molecular function (GO): mannosyl-glycoprotein endo-beta-N-acetylglucosaminidase activity
Source: RefSeq, a predicted model, not a curated record
GGCAUGUCUAUCACAGUAUCAGGACCGAUCACUGAGCAAGGUGUUUAUGAACGCUGAACACAAUGAGCGCUGGCACUGUAAGUAUCAGUUUCGAGGACUUGGAUUUUUCCAGGAAACCAAAACUCGGGAAGAAUUUUGAGGCUGAGUCUGACACAUCAGACUCCCUGGUUCCUGUCAGCAGACCACUCUACACAGUGGAGGACGUUCUGUCAUGGACACCAAACAAGGAUGGCUACAAGACAGAUGCCUUCAACAUCGCCACUGUCCCUCUUGCCAAGAGGACUCAACAAGGCGGUGUGCCAAAAACCUUGGUGUGUCACGACAUGAAGGGAGGCUAUAUUGAAGACAGGUUUGUUCAGGGGACAUGGAGGGAUGACUGUUACCUGAUCUCCCACUGGCAGCACAUCGACACGUUUGUGUACUUCAGUCAUCACUUCAUCACACUGCCUCCUCCUGGCUGGACCAAUGCUGCUCACAGACACGGGGUCAAGGUUCUAGGAACAUUGAUCACUGAGUGGGAUGAUGGGGCCAAAUGCUGCCAGCAGUUUCUAAAGGACCAGGCCAGCUGUAGGGCUUUGGCUGACAAACUAGCACAGAUGGCUCAGCACUACAACUUUGAUGGUUGGCUCAUCAACAUAGAGAAUCCUCUUGAGGCUCCCCAGGUGAAAACCCUGAUUGGCUUUAUGUCCUACCUGACUGACGUGAUGCACACUGCUGUGCAGGGGAGUGAGGUCAUCUGGUAUGACAGUGUCAUCACCACAGGGGAACUUAAGUGGCAAGAUGAGCUCAAUGACAAGAACAGGAUAUUUUUUGACUCCUGUGAUGGGAUUUUCCUGAACUACACUUGGAAGGAGGAGGGCCUUCAGCGUUCUUUAGAGAUGGCAGGAGAGAGACAACAUGAUGUGUACGUUGGUGUGGAUGUGUUUGGCAGGAACUGCUUUGGUGGAGGGGGCUUCAACACCAACAAGGCCCUGUCUGUCAUCAGGAAACAAGGCCUAUCGGCAGCCAUCUUUGCUCCAGGCUGGGUGCAUGAAAAGCUUGGAGCUGACAAUUUCUCUUCAAACCAGAGCAAGUUUUGGAACCUUUUGUCUGAUCUGUGCCCCAUGCAUGGACCUGCAGCUCUACCUUUUGUAACAUCAUUCUGUCAGGGACAAGGACAGAACUUCUAUAUCAAUGGCCAGGUUGUCAGGAGAGGCCCGUGGUACAACCUGAGUUGUCAGCAGCUCCAAGCAACAUUUACCUCAGCACAGUUCUCUCAGGGAAAGGAGCAGGCAGGGGGAAAUAGAACCAUGGGUGUCUGUACCAAGGACGCCUUCCAUGGAGGUGGCAGCCUGCUUUUGGGAGGAAACUUCACACAUGCUUGUGAUACUUUGUCUUUUAGACUGUUUAGCUCAGACAUUCCAGUUCAGUCCCCUCUACUGGUCAGCUACACCUAUAAGUGGAAGACAGGUGCAGACCGCGCAGCUGUGCACCUGAUCCUCAGCACCUCAGGACAGACCAAACAGUGGGUUCUUAUGGAGGGUGAUGAUAACAAGGAUGGAGACAUUGAUAAAACAUAUGUAAAGAACAACACUGAAGACAACUCAACAGGUCAAGCUGAGUUCUUCAUUGCCCUUCCUGAUAAGGAGUGUGACAGGCUGUACAAGGAAUGUUUUGGAUGUACCAGAGAUGAAACAGCAGAGGAGGGCUGGUGUACAAGGUUCUACAUGCUGAGGGAUGAUACUAGUACAGGAUACAGGAUUGAAGGCAUCAACCUUCAGUGCUUGAGGAGAGAGGCUGUGGAAGGGGACACUGAUGUGUGCCUCAGAUUGGGAGAAAUCAGGAUUAUGAAUGCUGGAGAUCUUGAAAAGAAGCAGAAUGCAACAGUCUCCAUUGUAGCCUGCAGGGAUGUCUCUUGGAAGAAGCUGCAUCAUCCCACAGCUACAACUCCUGCUGGUGAUUCCAUGGCAGCAGACACAGUACUGCUCAGUGGUACCCUCCAAUGGGAGUACCCACAACUCCUGGCUUCUUGCUUUGAUGUGUACUUCUCCUACAAAGGGGCAGCUGGCAAUACUUCAGACAAGGUGUAUGUGGGGAGGGCACAGAACAGCAUGUAUCGUGUGGUAGACUUACCAGUUAUACAUGAUGAAGCGGAUAGAGACAACAGUAUAGAGUUUACUGUGCUUCCAAUCCAGUGAUGAAACUACAAUAUGUAUAUGUGCAUAUACUACUGACAAUCAGGUUAUAGAUUUGGACAUAUCGAAUUUUAUGGCAAUUUUGUAUAAUUGUCGUUUGAUAAGACCUUUGAUUAAACCCCCUUAGUGCUGGUGUUGGAAAGAAACUCAGGUACUGGUGCAGUUUGAAAUUUUCAGUAUAUAUAUAUUAGAUAUUUUUAAAACUUUCAACUACCACUUUUGUUACUUUCAUACUUACAGCAAUUUUCUGUUGUAGGUAUUAUAUUUGUAGGAUGGAUUACAAACAACUAGACAAAUUUAAGACAAAAGAUUAUUGUGUGAUUUACGAGGCAAUUCAUGCAAGUGACCUUCUGAGUGACUCAGUAGGGAUAAUGCAAUACAAGGGGUGAUCAAUAAGUCCUCGGCCUCACCCAGAAAUAAUAAGCACAACUCAAUUUUUGAAGCAUAGAUGUUAAGUAUAAAGUCUUUCAUGAAUGUGUCCUAAAAUUCAAAUUAUUGCCAUCAUUACUUUGUAGGCGACACCCAGUAACGUUAGGUAAGGUAGAAGGGGAAAAACGUGGAGAAUUGAGCUGGGACCUGAGGUGCGCGGGUCAACUUGCACUGCUAGAAGUCAGACAUCCACUUCUUUCUGCUUGAAAUAGGAAGAGAAUCAUUAUCAAACAUUUUGACAAUGUCUUUUGUUAAUGACAAAGAAUUUACGGCAUGGGGAACUCGACCCACAUGUCCGAUCACAAUUCACCCUUGUUUUUCUGAAAAUUUCUCGCCACUUACCUUUGCAAAAAGCGAAUGCGUGGAAAGUAAUAACUGCAAUGAUUUGAAAUCUGGAGGAUAUUGAUAAAAGGCUUCAUACUUUGAAGCUGUGCCUUAAAAUUUGAGUUGUGCUUAUUAUGCUGGGUGAGGCCGACUCCUCGUAAGGUGUGGUCCACUGCAGAAGUGGUGAUACCCUUUUGAUUUUUGAAGGAUAUAUCAACUUGAUCAGUCAGUUACUUCAUGGUGUUGAAGGUAAGCAGAAUGUAAUAUAGAUGUAAUAUAUAGAAUGGUAAAUGUUUGCAGUGUUGUUUUGUGCAUCGACUACAUGGUGGCUUGUGCAAUUUAUAAACACUCAACCGGGUACCCUAGCAACAGGGACGAGUGACCCUUUGCAUUCCUUAUUGAUAUCGUUACCAGCAAGUCAAGCUACAUAUAACUUAUAAGUCUGGAUUGUACGAGCUUAUUCUUCAGAAUAAAUCUUUAUGAAUGGUUUUAAACGUU